This is a messenger RNA of Clunio marinus, 2058 nucleotides long. Lineage: Eukaryota; Metazoa; Arthropoda; Insecta; Diptera; Chironomidae. The record is from the annotation of a GenBank genome assembly.
AGUUGUAAUGAGACCCUUGAAAAGAUCAGACGCGUCGCGAACUUCGACAGUGAUAAAAUUGAGAGAAAUUGAAUAAAAUCAAGAACAAACACUUGACGAUUUGAAUCAUCUUUGAUUGCUGUUCGUUUGAGCUCGGACAUGUGAGCGAACUUAUUAGAAUUGUGACGCUAAGAAAAAUUGACAGCAAGCAAAACGUCGUGAAAUGCGACACAAAAAGAUUCAUUGAAGACAAUAAAUCUUUCGAACGAACUAAAAUAAUUUUCCCGAAGGAAAAUCGUCUUUGACAUCCGGUGCUUGCUUAGACAGUUUUCAUGUCGAUUCGAAAUAACAAAUUAUCGGUGCCAAAAUAUUGAAAAGUUUGAUCAACAAACAUAAAAAUUUGUGAACAUCACUAAAGUGAAAGAAAAGUUGAGUCGACUCCGUUUGAUUUCCGAUUAACUACGUGACGUGAUUUCUGUGUUUGCUAGGCUUAGCUUUGUUUACUUGGAUUAGCUUUGUUUGCAUAUGAACGCAGAAUAACGACAACGACGAAGUUGACAAAGACGACGAAGAAAGACUUUAAUUAUUUAUGCAAAAGUGAUAGAUAAACGAAAAGUGCAGUUUAUGGUCAACGAAUUAUGAAUUUUAUUUGAUUAUGCGAAGUUAAAAGAACAUGAGAAACAUCAAAAAACGCAGUUGAGUAAAUCGCACAAACUAUUUUCUGUUACAAGUCAAAUCAAUGUAAACACAAACAUGGAUUAUUGUGAGAAAUGUUCGAGAAACGAGAAUAUCAUAUCGAAAAUGGAUUCAAAUGACCACCAACAAAGCUCUCGGAGUUUCAACAAUUAUCAUCGGACACAAAUCUGCAAAUCAUCCAACAAUCGACACCACUUUUUAAGCUUUAAAAUGAACUUUGCAACCUCGUCACUACUUCUAGUAUUAUUAGCAACAAUAAUUCAAUUAAGUUCAGCAUCGUCGCCAUGUUUACAUCGCGAGUAUUGGGACAUGGAAAUGGAUCAAUGUGUGCCAUGUUCCAAGUGCAAUAAACAUCAGAUUGUCAUUCGACCAUGUCAACGACACAUGGAUACAGUCUGCAAGCCAUUGAAUUCCAUCGAGAUUGAUUGGAGUAAAUCUUUUGCUUCUGAGAAGCCAACAACUCAUUUCCAGUCAUCACAACUUGACAAUUUGUCAUCGAAAUCUCACAAAAGUGCAAGCCAACUGAGUGAAGAAGAGAUGAUUUGGGAUUGGGAAUUGAUUUCGUUAAUUCUGGCGGUUGCUGCUUGUUUAUUGUUCUUCGUUGGCACUGCUUUCAUCUCCAUCAACUACAUCAGACAAUGGAGGAAGAUUAAGAAGCAAUUUGACACAGACAUCGAAGGAUUAUCGCAGCAACUUAUGGCGCGUCUUGCAAUGCCACCUCUUGAAACAUCAACGAUCUUCAUCGAUGAUCCGUCCACUAAACGUAGCGCUCUAGGACCGAGACAAAUCGAAGUACGUUGUGUUUAUUUUGAAGAUAUUUUAGAUGGAAAGGAAUGCUUAAAAAACCCACAGGAGUCACACAAGGCGAUUGUGUCAAAAGGUCCAAACGGAAAUGUUUACAUCAAAGAUCACGAGAAACAGCAGCAUCAUGUAAGCUCAGGGCACAAGCCCGUUUAAAACGAAAGCAGUUGUUUUACUUAAUUACUUUUAAAAACCAAAUAUGAUAUAUGCGAAGAAGAAGCAAACGUGAAAUAUAAUGAGAUCCAUCAUCUGCUUCUAAUCCUAACAGAAACUUAGUUGAUCAUGAACCAGAUGGUUGUGUAAAUGUAAUUACUUGUACAAAUAAUCUGAUUCUUGUAAACUUCGAGAGUCGUGAAAAUAAUUAAGAGAAACCUACAGAUAGAAAGUUUAUAACUUUCGAAUGUUUAUUGGACCUUAUCUGAAAUUCAGGAUUGUAAUUUAAUCAUUCUUUAAUAAUCAUAACAUAAAACUAUAAUCACGUUGAUGAUUGACAUACCUAAUGUUGUUGAAUGAAAAUAUUUUAAUUAUUUAAGUAAAAACAUGUAAAUAAAGAAGAGAAUAAAAUCAUUGAAAGUUGAUGAA